GGUUGCCAUGACGCGCUAGGUAAUCAAAAAUGGCGGACACUGAACCACAGCUCGAACAAGAAAAUACCGAAGAUACUCUUAAGGAAGAAGACGAAGAAGGAUCUGUUCAUAGUGGCGAAGAGCUUACAGAAGAUGCACAAGCCUUGAAAGAUGAACUUGCAAAAAUCGUCGUGCAUCCGCCUACAGUCGAACAGAUUCCAAAAGAAACAUUUGAUCCGGCAGAAUUUCCAGCCUCUUAUAAAGAAAAUUUACCCAAUGAAAAUCUAGUUCUACAAUUUGCUGAAAACUUCCGUAGACAAUAUGUGCAUUUAUAUCGGGAUAGAAAACCUUUGUUGCUGAAUCCAGUCAAUGAAUGUUUCAUAGAGAAAUUUGUAUGUACAACAAUUCGACCAACCCAGCUUGAGUAUAAGGAGCUGUACAACUGGGAUGGAGCUGCAGAAUUUGUUGCAGACUACCUUAAUUUUGAAACUCUAGAUCCUCCAUAUGAACUGCCAAAACGACUGCUGUCACCGACCACAAUAUUGAAGCGACAGAAAGGCAACUGUUUUGAGUACAGUACGUUACUCUGCUCCCUUCUGAUUGGUGCUGGAUAUGAUGCAUACGUUGUUAGUGGUUAUGCAACAAGAGAGGUGUGUCUGGCAGAUGAAUCAAGAGAAAUAUGCCCACUGCUGAAGAGAAAGGAGGAGAUAAAAGCAGAAGAGAAAAAGAAAGAGUUGAAGAAAUACACAGUGAAACCACCUAAAGAUUUACAGAGCAAGUUUGAACGUAAGCAGGCUGCGAAGGCCCAGGCUGAAAAAGAGGCAGAGGAGGCCAAGCGUAGAGCUGAGGAGGAGGAGAGACUGGCUGAGCUUGAGAAACCCCCUCCAGACCCACUGUAUGGUUUACGUAUUCACUCAUGGGUACUUAUCCUGUCUGGUAAACGUGAAGUACCAGAGAGUUUCUUUGUGGAGCCGUUCACUGGCUUGUCACACCCUGUUGAGAGUACCAACUACCUAGGUAUAGAGAGUGUGUGGAACCAUGUCAACUACUGGGUCAACAUGCAGGACUGCUCUGAGGGAGUAAAGAAUCUUAGUUAUGAUCUUGGAGACUGUACAAGAUGGGAGUACAUGUUCCCAAACACAGACAAACCAUUGUUACAGAUUCCCGAGGCCGAGGAUGACAUCAUGGACGGUCUUGAUGAUGAGGAGGACGACAAACAUUACAUGCGAGAUAACACUAUGUAUUCUGAUGACCAUGAAGCACAAGAGGACCUGGAAAAACAGCUGGAUCUUCCACCCACCUGGGUAGAACCCAUCAGAAUAUCAAAGAAAGAUUUUGAAAUGCGGUGCCCACAGGGAAAGAAGAACAAAUUAUACAAGAGAGCUAAACUUGAGAAAUUUGCCCACUAUCUCAUGAAAGAUGGACUUGUUUCCAGACUGUCAGUGUACUCAGACAGAGAAUUGACAGAUUUGGUAAUGACACGUGAGUAUUUUGCUCACCGUGAGGAUAAGUUAUACAACAGAGUACAUAACCACCAGACAACAUGGAUAACAGAAUACUUCCAACCCGGCAGAGCUAAAUGUGUUAAAGAACAUCAGUAUAAGGCUGGAAGUCCUGGACCUGAGAAUGAGAGGACUAUGUUAUUCUAUGAUGAAGCUAGAGUAGACGGUCUUGUCAAACGUAUUGAGACUCCUGCAGAAAUGACGGAACAUUUUCACAACAGGGAUGAUUUCUUGUAUUACAAACAUAUUGAUUUUGGAAAGAAACCUAAGAAGUUUGGUCCACAAGAUGGUUCCUCUUCACAAACUCAUAGACCUAUACUUAAAAUGAUACUGAAAUUUCAUCGCAACAAGAACAAGCUAGCGAAUGAGGACAUCCUGGAGUGUGUGUUCCUGUGCUCCGAGGACAAGAUACAGAUCACGUACCAUACUGAGGAUAAACGUAUCGCAUCAUCAACACGAGAAUUCCUCAAACCACACAACUGGGAUGAAAAAGGAGCAACCUUGACCUUUUCUCCAGAUAUGCAUCAAACUUUCCAGGUUGGUUCUUCCCUGCCCACUAACAAACAAGUGGAGCUGUACGAGAUGUUACUUUACUUGCUGGAACAAGAGACAAAGAGUAUCGAAGCUGUGCGUGACUCUGAGGAAGAAGUUCGUGAGAUUCUCAAUGACCGUACCCAGGAGGAGGCAACUCAAGAGCUUGAUAUUUCCGUGUAUGACACAGAAAGAAAUGAGAAAGCAAAGAAACAUAGACGUGAACUGGAGAGACAGCAACUUGAGGAGAAGAUGCGUAAACAGGAAAUGGAGAUUGAUUACCUUGCGCCAUUCCUUGCUCAGAUUGGAGACCCAGAUAAGAUUACGAGACAACAGGCUUAUAAACUGAAGGAAGAUUGUCUAGCUGACCUGAAACAAAGACUUAUUGACAAAGCCAACCUUAUACAGGCGAGGUUUGAAAAGGAGACACAGAAACUUCAGAAGAAGCAGGCGUGGUACCAGCAGAAUCAAGUGUCCAUGUUGAAGGACGAUGAGGAAUCAUACCUAGAGUAUUGUAGCCAGGCCAUGUUUAGGAUACAUAUCCUGGAACUGAGACUGAAUAGACACAAAGAUCAGGCACCUCACAAGUACAUGAUGCUGGAACAGACCCUGAGACAAGACCCAAGACUUGCAGAAUAUUUCUAAGCAUUCAUUCAGAGCUGUCAUACAGUGACACAAGUGUGAUAUUCAGCUUACUGAAAUAUUUUCACUUUCAUAAUGUAGACUUUGUUCUAACGUUCAGGCAGUUAUUUAAGCAUUUUGUAAAAGGAUAAAUUUGAAUAUGCUACAUUGGCUGAAAAAUGUUUGCUUAGAAUGGCUGAAUAAAGUUCUCCUCAUUUAUAUAUUGAACAAAAGACUUUUCACUAUUAUGAAGGAUGCUUUUACUGUGAUUCUCUAAAUUAAAAGAUUCUUUAUCAUGAUUGAUGAAUAGAAGUCUCUUUGAUCGGCAGAAUAAAAGACUCAUUGUGUGUUUGGUUGAACAGACCAUUAAUUUCUCCGCUAUAACUUAUUCAGUAAAAAUGUAUUCAUUGAGUUAUCAUUACACUGAAUACAAAUGUUCAGAUUCUUUGAGAAUUGGAGUUUUCCUAUUGAUCUAUAUUUGUAAUAUCAGCUUCAUAAAGUUUAACAAGUGAACAGUGAUAUAUCUGUGAUAUGAAUAUUAUAUUGUAAUAUAUGUGAACAGUGGAUACAUUCUGUUUUGUUUUAUUCUAUGUGUAUUGCAUAUGCACAUGUUUUCCGUCCAUGUCUAAAAAUGAGUACAUGUAUUUAUUGAAAAUAAAAGUCUUAACUGAA
Messenger RNA from Mercenaria mercenaria, 3305 nucleotides. Its product is annotated as dynein regulatory complex subunit 7-like. The transcript has 17 exons. Gene Ontology annotation, biological process: flagellated sperm motility. Gene Ontology annotation, cellular component: motile cilium. Bases 30 to 2657 code for a protein of 875 amino acids. Lineage: Eukaryota; Metazoa; Mollusca; Bivalvia; Venerida; Veneridae. The record is from RefSeq and is a predicted model, not a curated record.